Molecule: messenger RNA, 903 nt
Organism: Parascedosporium putredinis
Lineage: Eukaryota; Fungi; Ascomycota; Sordariomycetes; Microascales; Microascaceae
Source: the annotation of a GenBank genome assembly
AUGCUUGCUGCCCCUCUUCAGGAUUUCGCCACGGGCAUCCUUCCGGGCACCAAUGGCAGCGCCCGCGUGUGCUUUUCCGACGGUACUGAGGCCAUUGUCGGUGUCAAGGCCGAGAUUCAAAAGACGGCGGACUUGACCGCCUCCCACCUUCCCGCUUCAGCUGCGCCUAGAGGAGAACAGUCGAGGGCAGACGACAGCGAGGGCCUCGCACCAGAACCUGCCGCCAGCAACGAGUGGCUGGAAAUCACAGUAGAGAUACCCGGAUUUAGAGAUGAUGAUGCGACGACCGUGUUCUUGGCGUCCAUGUUGAGCGAGGCCCUCACGGCUGACCCCGCGUUCGCGAAGAAACUGGUGAUUAACCGGAGGUUCCACUGGAAGCUCUACCUCGAUUCCGAAGGCGACGAGGACCCCAUGUUCGACGACGACUGGGAAGCCGCGACCUACCUCUACCCUCCCGGCCCCGCGUCCAAACUCUCCUCGCGACCGCCCAUCACCCUCCUCGUCAUCGCGAUAGGCGACAACAUCUUCUUCGACCCUUCCGGCGAGGAGCUCGCCGUGGCCGAAGUCGCCCUCGCCGUGUCGGUCGCCGAAUAUCCCACCGCUCCAAGCGCGACGGGGAAUACCAUGGACCUGGACUCCGCGCGUAGUUUUGCGCUGGUGUCGGUGAGGACGAUAGAUCCGCCCUCGCGCCUGACGCCUCCGGGGAUUCCCGACGCCGAGAACCCGGCGACAGGGGCUACGGGGGCUACCUCGGGCGGGAAGGAGCCGCAGCAACGCAAGGCGCAGUCGACGAGAGGGGUGUGGAGGGCGCCUGUGGGCGGCGCCAAGUUCAGCACAAUACAGCUCAUGAUACAACAAGUCAUGGAAAGGGAGGGGUGGCGGACGAGGUACUCGAUGGGUUAG